CGCCAAGUCCGGCAAACGUCGCCUGCGCUUCUCUUUCCCGACCUCCACCAUUUCUCUUCUCGGCUUCCGGCUCCGGUAGACUGCAGCUGUCCCCGGGUUUCUUGCCGCCGCCUCCUGUCGUCACCCGUUCUUUAUCAGCUGCUGCAGCUGUCUCCGAGUCUCGGGAGUUGCCUGCAACUUCUCUCCUCCGAUCUCACUUCAAUCAGCGGUGACUCCGACCUUUCUCUACCGCUACUACUCAACGGACCAACCCUUAGAGAGGUUGGUCGUUUCUCUCCCUCCUAAAUCUCUACGAAUCGCAGGCAAUGUUUAAGAGUGCCUGGGUAAUUUCGAUUUCUGACAAUUUAGUUGAUUUGUUAGCUGAGUUCGUAGAUGGUUUAUUCAGUUGUUGAAAUGAGUCGGGAAUUCGUGAAGCAUGCACAUAAUUCAUAUAGGAAGACUAGUUCGAUUAAGCUUGGUUUUGCUUCGUUUGUGAAAGAUAAGUUUGUAAGGGUGAUGCAUUUGAUCACUGGGCUGAGAUUUUGAGUUUAGGAUCACUACAUACUUUGAUGUAGAAUCGAAGGUUGCGUCAUUCCUUAGAUUUAAUUCAGUUUGCUUAUUGAUUGAGAGUGAUCUUGUUAAUUGUGUUUUUACCUUGGGCAUUCGGUUGACUAUAAAGCUUUUACGGUGUCCAUUCUUCUCUGGUGCAUCUGUGUAGUGUAAGGUUAAGGUGUUCUUAGGAUCAUGUUCUGAACAGGUUUCAUGGUGAUGUUCCGUUCAGUGAACUCUCUCAUUUGUUUCAAAAUGCUGAAAGAAUUACAUUCUGUUGUUAGUGUUAGAGUGUGAUAUAAGAUCCAGCAGAACCUUCUCCCAACAACUCGAGUUAUUGGGAUCAACUGGUUCUUAAUAUGGUAUCAGAGCCUCGAACCAAAAGGUCAUGUGUUCAACUGGUUCUUGACAGCUAGCAGGGAAGUUUAGAGUUUAAACGAAAUGAAAAUAAAUCGUCCUGCCAUUGAUAACUGGAUUUGUUGGCUGUAUGAAAUGCAGGCAGGCUGGUCUAACUGACCAUGAUGUAUCAGAAUCUGUAGCAAGAAAUGAAUGAAUCAUCUAUAACUACUCCGAGGUUUACUUACAUAAAUGAUCAAAAGGGGCCUUCCGCAGCAAUUGAUGUGCAUCAUGUCAUAGUUCGUCAAAGCAAUCUGAAGGGUUUACUAGUUUGCCUUCUUGCUUUAUGUUUCCCAGCCAAUGGAUUAUACCUCUUCCUGGUUCUGGACAAAUCACCUUUCAUUCUUUUGUGGAGUUUACUGUUGAGUUCAAUCGUUCUCAAACUUGGUAUUGGAAAUUCUGUUGUGAAAGAGUCGGUUGUGAUCAUGCCACGUUUUGGGGUUCAACUUGAAACACAUUAUAGAAGUGGAAGAAUAUCGCGCCAUUUCGUGCCAGUGAGCAAGAUUGUGAAGCCAGUGUUGCUGGAGCAUGUGAGUCCGGUCACUUGCUACUGGAUUUUGUCUAUGAUUUUGCAGAAGGAAGAAGAACUGACUCCGGUUUUCAAGGAGUUGCACCCGCCUUUGAAGAUGCUGGUUCCUAUAUGGAAGGCAUUGUGUGGUGCUGUCUCUGGAGAUAAGGACUCUUCCCUACAUUUAUCUGUAGAAGAUUAUGGACAGAGUGUUUUUAGUUAAGUUUGACAAAUUGGAUAAUCAGAUCGAGGAAAGAAGAAGAGCUUAAAAGUUCACUUGACCCUGGGUUUAUAGGUCUUUCCUUCUUAUACUAGUCUGCCCCUGAUUCGAAUAUGUUCGAAGUCACAAAAAUGGCCUCAAUCUCAAUUGGUAUCCAAUGGCUACAGGUUGUAGUAUGAACACUGCCUUGUCAAAAUGACUAGUUAGUGGGUGCAUUGUCUUGUGCAAGUCUGCAACAUGCGUGGUUGACUUAUUGCUCACAGUUUUAUACUCUUGUUUGCUUGGUCAGUCCACUCAAGUCCAACCAAAGAACAACGAUUUGACAAUGGCCCUUUCUUGUUCCGCUGAGCACACUAAUCUUGACUUCGAAGCACAGCAAUCCACAUUACAUGGUGAAGAAGCUUCUACAACCCUGGCACUAUCCUGAGAAUUGCUUGCCAGGACAUGCACCUCUUAUUUAGCAUGCGCACUCGAAGGUUCUGAAUACAGUAAGUAUUUUCGACUAACGCUACUCGUCUAGAUAGACCAGACUGAUCCGGCCAGUCUGAUGAGUAUGACUACCUGCUGGAUUGAAUGCCAUGUGAAAAUACUGCAAUUGCAUACAUAUUGAUGAAUGCUAGUAUAGAAUGCCAGUCUCCAUCCACGGGGAAGGUAUCUUAAUCUUAUCCUGACAUAGCCAGGAGAGGAAACAAUGAAAACAAAACAACCAGAAAAGCCUCCCUCCCUCCUUCUUUGUGUUGCUUUGGAUGCUUUUUUUGGUCCCUUUCCCUCCUUCAAAAGGAUAAGAGAACAAUUGAAUGCCUUCCUGCACUACAUACACUGAGCAUCAUAUCAUCCCCCUCAACUGCAGCCCUCUCAGACUUGUCCAUGGCUGUCCUUCCCAUGUUUCCUUGUUGUUUGUAUCGACUCACGACGUCCCAAGUCGUUCUUCACUAAGUACUUAACUCGAAAAGCUUCCUGCUAGCGUGAAAACGAAAUGAUCUGUGUGCCGAAAUAGUUACAUACGACGACGUGAAUGUAUAACCUCUCUGACACCAAAUUUGUUCCAUGUAACCCGCGCUAAACGAACAGUGUCGCGAUCUCUUGUUCCCUCAACAGCUGUUGUUACACAUUCAUUCCUCCCCAUAUUGUAAUGCUACUAGCUUGUGCGUAUAUGUACAUGUGCUGAGAACCAGAAAAGCAGAUCAUCAGGUUUCCUACAUAGACAUGAACCGAAUCCAAAUACCCAAAAGCUAGCUAGAUAGAUUCAACCAAAAGUGACAAACCAACCAGGAAAACCACCAUCUCCAUGUUUCCAUGUCCAGACAGACAAGCCCCUUUGAGUCAUCACUGUACAUGUCGAAAAAAUUGCAUAUAUAUCCACCCAGCUGCCCAUCGUUCCUUGCCUUCCACUCACUCAAAUACAGUUCAGUAAAACAAACCACACCCACCGAGGAGUAUCGUUUCUCCGCAACUCAACGAGGAGAGUCAUUUUGCCUGACGUACGCUACCGUGAACCAUAUCUUAUGGUAUCGAACUUUCGUAUAACAUUGUUGAACUCUUUGAUAGGAUUGAUGAAUGAUACAUAUUAGGGCACCAAUCCAUUCUCUUCUUUUUUGUUUUUGUUUUGUUUGUUUGUUAAAUACACUGUAUUAUUCACC
Linum trigynum is the source of this 3292-nucleotide messenger RNA. The record is from the annotation of a GenBank genome assembly. NCBI's taxonomy places the organism in Eukaryota, Viridiplantae, Streptophyta, Magnoliopsida, Malpighiales, Linaceae.